Messenger RNA from Acanthocheilonema viteae, 1317 nucleotides. Lineage: Eukaryota; Metazoa; Nematoda; Chromadorea; Rhabditida; Onchocercidae. The record is from the annotation of a GenBank genome assembly.
AUGGGCGGUUCCACUAUGAAAACGGCCAAAGUGUGGAAAUAUUUUAUCCAGCUACCGAGCGAAGAACAAGCCGCUGAGUGCAGAAUAUGUUGCAAGAGGAUUAAAGCAACAAAUAGCAGUACAACAGGUAUGAUUCGCCACUUGCGCAGCUGUCAUUCCAGUGAAUAUCAGGUGUUGCAAGCAGCACGACAAAUUAACACCAGUGCAAAGCAAGAAAAUCAAGCUUUCAACAUUAGGCAGAAUCAUCCAAUAAAAACGAAAAAUGUGACAAACCAUUCGGUCGCUAAUAUUAUCGCUACUACGUUUGAUAUAAGGCGCAAGCAUUUGGAAAACAGCAUUCGCUAUAUUUGUGCAGGUAGUGGUCCUGAACAGAAGAAAGCAAAAUUUGAUGACUGUUGCAACGCUGUUGACUUGCGAAUGGAAUCGAAAAAUAGAAUAAAUCGCAAAGGACAAACGGAAAAGGCUAGGAUAGUUAGGGGAAAUUUUUGGCCAGAUGAUCAUCCAGAUGCACAAAGAAUUUCGGACCAGAUUGGGAUAAUGCUACUUCUGGAUAACGAAUCACCAGCAAUUAUCAGUCGUACUGGCUUCCGGAAUUUACUUCGCUUUUUUCAACCUAGAUAUCAGCUUCCUUCGACGGAGCAGUUUCACAAAGUAAUCUUGCCAAGAUUAGUCAGUCAGCUGAGAUUUGAUGCUAUUGCUUUACAACAAGCUGAUUUCGUCAGCAGUCAGCAAAGCGAUUUGAACACACGGUUGAGCAGUUUAACUACAAUAUUACUGGCGAAGGAAUACGGUGCUGGAAAUUCUAUUUCCAAUGAGAAUAAUCGGGAACUUGCAGCUUUCAGUUCUCUCUGCAGCGAACAGAAAGAACUUGAACGUGUGGUAAUCAAUUCAAUUCGGUCUGCACAGAACAUAUCACAAAGUUUCUCGCAUAGUAUCCAACUCUGUGACGAAGAUACCGAUUCAAGUGGAGAUUCUGAAACAUUGUCUGCUCGCAUUGAUUCCUUCAUGAAACUUAUCGGCGAAUGUGUCUUUCCUCAAGCGGAACUGACGGAUCUUGUAACUCGGUGCUAUUAUGCGUGUCGACAUUUGGAAGAGCUUUCAGGUGAUGGACAACAUCAGUCAGGGUUGGAUACUCAAUCGCCUUUGCGAAGCUCAGAUUUAGCAGAUUGUGUGGAAUAUGUUCACAAAAAUUUAGAACGAAUUCAUGAAAAACAUAAGCGUUCUCCUAUCCCAAUGUUCAAACCUUUUACAAAGGACGAGACUCAGUUUCUCUCUGAUCUCAACAUGCACAUUCAUUCCAUAUAUUCGUGCUCGUAG